Salvelinus fontinalis (brook trout) is the source of this 1464-nucleotide messenger RNA. Its product is annotated as twist-related protein 2-like. Gene Ontology annotation, molecular function: RNA polymerase II transcription regulatory region sequence-specific DNA binding; DNA-binding transcription factor activity, RNA polymerase II-specific; protein dimerization activity. Bases 292 to 906 code for a protein of 204 amino acids. The record is from RefSeq and is a predicted model, not a curated record. The transcript is spliced from 2 exons. Gene Ontology annotation, biological process: developmental process; regulation of transcription by RNA polymerase II. Lineage: Eukaryota; Metazoa; Chordata; Actinopteri; Salmoniformes; Salmonidae.
UAGAUGCAACUGCUGUUCUGAAUGUAGUGAGCAGAUUGUAGUAUUAGAUUGUUGUCAUGUCUAGGUAUAGGCAACAUAUGGAUUUCCAAUACUGAGAAUUUAUUAUUUUUCCAUUCGCUUUCUCUUGCUAGCAGACCUGGCAGAUCACUUCGGGUAUUUUCUAUAUACAGGCUUGCCAGAAAAGAGAGUAACUAAAGGGGGCAUAGCACAUUAGAGGGCCUUAAGGAGAGAACAGAGGAGUGGGAUAGAAACAGUGUAGGUGUAGAAACAGGGUUAGGUAGAUAGACUGCCAUGAGAGAGGAUCCGUCAAGCUGUGGUGAAUACCCUGAGGGAGGGGUGGUGUCCAGUGAGGAGGAGCCAGACUGUGCUCCAAUCAAAUACCCUGUGGUGGUGGUAACACCAGGGGCUGGCGGGCGCAAGAGUGUCACCAGGACAGACAACAUUUUAUCGCCAACAGAGGACAACAAGUCAACAACAGGAGGGCCUCCCAGUUUGAUCCCAUCAGGACCUAAGAGGCCUAAGAAGAGUCUACAGCCCUCUCUGUCUCCUCUCCCCAUCCCAGGCCAGCCCUCCCUGUCUCCUCUCCCCAUCCCAGGCCAGCCCCUGGAGGACCCUCAGCACCAACGGGUGAUUGCCAAUGUACGGGAGCGCCAAAGGACGCAGUCCCUGAACGACGCUUUUGCCUCGCUGCGUAAGAUCAUCCCCACGCUCCCCUCGGACAAGCUGAGCAAGAUCCAGAUCCUAAAGCUGGCCUCGCGUUACAUUGACUUCCUCUACCAGGUCCUGCAGAGCGACGAGAUGGAUGCCAAGCUGGCCAGCUGUAACUACCUAGCCCACGAGAGACUCAGCUAUGCAUUCUCAGUGUGGAGGAUGGAGGGGGCCUGGUCCAUGUCCGCUACCCACUAGCCCUGUCACCUACCUCUCUAACACCCCGUCCCUCCUCUCCUGCCCCCUCGCCCUCCCCAAGCCAAUCUCCCAUGAUCUCUGACCCCUGCUCUCUGACCCUCAUCCUCACGUCAUCUAACUCCUCUUAUCAUUCUACACCAGCACCGCACCUAGGCGACUGAGAAGCAUCCACCUGUUGGUCUGCAAUCCCUUUGUUUACUGGUUUGGACCUACACCUCUGGACCAACUAAAUCAAAGAUAUGAGCCUGGCCUCACUCUGGAGAGGUACUGUAGAGAGACUCAGCUUCCUCGAGCCCACACAGAAUCUAUGGGACAAUGAUUCAGAGCUACUAGCAGGUCUAGAAGAGGGACAACUAUAGAGUUUUAGGACCUGGAAAUUGCAACUUGUGACUUGGAAACAAUUUGGUAAACAAAUGUAAGUUGCAGAUAUUAAUGGGAAUAUUCCUAUUGUAGUGUAACUAGAUGUAGUACAGAACUGUUUGUAAACCAACAUACAAUUCCUCAUUAAAAGGGAAACAGUUGGUAUAAGAUAAUAAAAUGAGUACUUGAGCAUCUGAA